UUCCUUCUUAUCUCCCUCACCUCCACGGAACACCAAUGAGAUUUCUUCUAUUUUUCCAAUUUAUUCUCCAAUUAACUCAUUCAAAAACCCCAUGUGCUCCUUCAUGGCUUCACAUUGCUCAUCUCGACUCUUGUUUCCUGUCUGCUCCUCAACCAGCCGAAUUCUCGGAAGCCCUCGAAUACUGUACUCAAUCCAAUGCAAGCCUUGUCAUUAUAAAUUCAGAAGAGGAGGCCUCUAUAGUUCGUGAAUUUUUCGCCAGAGAGAAUCCGAGCUUUUUCAAUUGGAUCGGAAUGCGAUGGAAUGCGAGAGCGGCGGAUUUUCAAUGGAUUGACGGGAAAUCGAAAAAUUAUACGUACUUUUUACCAGAUGAGCCUGGUGUGUCUGGAGAAUGUAUUGCGUGGGUGUUGGAUGAUAAUUUGGAUGGUUGGCAAGCAAUCAGUUGUUAUUAUUCACAAUUCUUCAUGUGCCAGAGACCGGCAGAAGGGAUAAUAACCACGUGGCACAGAGACGAAGAGGGCACAAUCGUCAGUCCAAAUUGGCCAAAUUCGUAUGAAAAUCUGGAAUAUGAUACACACAUUAUAAAGUCAGAGCCUGGAACAAGAAUAUUAAUGUAUUUUGAAGAAGUGGAUACAGAACAUAAUUGUGAUAUUAUUACCGUAACUGAUGAUUACGGUAUUUCUGGAAGAACACUUUUCCGUCUUUCUGGUUCACAUCGUAAUCACUCAGUUAUCAGUAAUCGAAAUCAUGUUAUGAUUAAUUUCAAGUCUGAUGAGGAUAAUAUUGGAAAAGGUUUCGUUAUGAGAUACAAGAUACUACGUCCACUUCCUGUGAAAGUGUUCUCAUCGAACUCUUUUGGCACAGUUACAUCGAACAAUUAUCCAAAUUCUCCGGAUUCCUUCCUCAUCCAAUACUAUCUCAUUCAAUGUCCAAUUGCUCAUCACGUGGCACUGAAAUUGAAGGCGAUGCAGCUGGAUAAAUCCGAUCGAGUCAAGAUAUUUAAUGGAAACGAUGAAACCGCGGGAAAGUUGAAAAUAUUCCGUCAAUUCUCUCCAAGCUCUGUGGAUCUCAUAAAAACUACGCAGAACUCGAUGUUCAUCUCUUAUGACACCGGAGAGCAGUUCAAUGCAUCUAACCACUGGGCCUUUGAAUACAAUUGUAUUCCGGAUGGGAACCUGGGAGACGAAAUAAUUAUCUAACCUGACUGGAUUGUACAUGUACAGAGCAAUAAAUCUUAAUUUAAAU
This is a messenger RNA of Caenorhabditis elegans, 1242 nucleotides long. It is a transcript of the gene clec-264, whose product is annotated as C-type lectin domain-containing protein. NCBI's taxonomy places the organism in Eukaryota, Metazoa, Nematoda, Chromadorea, Rhabditida, Rhabditidae. The coding region runs from base 36 to 1196 and encodes 386 amino acids. Gene Ontology annotation, molecular function: carbohydrate binding. The record is from RefSeq and is marked reviewed. The transcript has 5 exons.